Molecule: messenger RNA, 1317 nt
Organism: Coccidioides immitis RS
Lineage: Eukaryota; Fungi; Ascomycota; Eurotiomycetes; Onygenales; Onygenaceae
Product: ribosome biogenesis protein Ssf2
Exons: 2
Coding region: 1-1317 (438 amino acids)
Biological process (GO): ribosomal large subunit assembly; rRNA processing
Cellular component (GO): preribosome, large subunit precursor
Molecular function (GO): rRNA binding
Source: RefSeq, a predicted model, not a curated record
AUGGCCAAAAGACGCACCAAGACGCGUACCCAUAUCAAACCAGCUCCGCAGGGCGGGACUUCCAAUCUGAAAAAUGGGGCUGCUUCGAUAAACCGGUCCCCAAAGAGCAUGGUGAUCCGCAUGGGUGCCGGAGAGGUUGGCCCAAGUGUGAGCCAGCUUGUUAAGGAUGUGCGGUCAAUGAUGGAGCCAGAUACAGCAUCGCGGUUAAAGGAGCGGAGGGGGAACAAAUUGAAGGAUUACACUGUCAUGACUGGCCCUCUAGGUGUUACUCAUUUACUUUUAUUCUCUAAGUCGUCCACCGGGAACACAAACCUCCGGAUAGCCCUCACACCGCGUGGCCCUACAUUGCAUUUUCGAGUCGAGAGUUACUCCCUAUGCAAAGAUGUUACCAAAGCACAAAAACAUCCAAGAGUCUCCAGCAAGAGCCAUAUGAGCCCUCCGCUACUUGUGAUGAACAAUUUUAUGACAUCCCAAUCCGAGGAAGAUACCAGCUCCAAGAAGAUACCCAAACAUCUAGAAUCGCUUACGACCACGGUUUUCCAAUCCCUUUUCCCUCCGAUCUCUCCUCAAGCCACACCUUUAUCCUCAAUCCGCCGUAUAAUGCUUCUCAACAGAGAGCUGCCAUCUGCAUCCAAUGGCAUAGACCAGGAUUCGUACGUGUUGAACCUGCGACACUAUGCCAUUACCACCAAACGACUUGAUAUAUCAAAACGAAUACGGCGGCUAGAUCCUCGAGAACAGCGGCGAAAAGACAAGAAGGACAGGACUGUACCGAACCUAGGUAAACUCAAUGAUGUGGCAGAGUAUUUGCUUGAUCCCUCUGCCGCCGGCUAUACCUCCGCGAGUGAAACUGAACUCGACACUGACGCCGAGGUUGAGGUGAUGGAAAGUACCACAAGAAAGGUAUUGAAUAAAAAGGAGCUGCAACGUAUGAAGGCCGGAGAGAAAAAGUCCAAAACCAUACCAUCACCGAACGUCGAAAAAAGAGCGGUGAAGUUGGUGGAGCUGGGACCUCGGAUGAGACUUAAGCUGAUGAAGGUGGAGGAAGGGCUGUGCGGAGGUAGAGUUAUGUGGCAUGCUCUUGUGAACAAAACCCAAGCCGAAGCGGAUAAAUUAGAAGAGACUUGGGAGCAAAGACGCAAAGAGAAGGAGCUUCGGAGGCAAAUACAAAAGGAAAACGUCGAGAAGAAGAAAAAGGCAAAGGCCAACGAUGGCCAAGCUGCCGAUGCCGAAGAUAAAAUGGACGAAGCCGGAGACAGCGAGAUGUGGGAUAGUGAAGAUUUCAGCGAGCAUGAAGAACACGAUGAUGAAGAUUGA